AUGGGGCAUGGUCCAAAGUGGCGCCGCGAUGAGGACGAGGCAUUAGCUGCUGCGUAUGCGGCGGAGGUGGAGACGGCGCGGACGGAGGGGAGUGCGACUCUGUGGGAUGCCGUGCACGACCAGCUCAAGACAGCGAGAAGUGCACGCGCCUUGCAGAACCGGUGGUUUAUCAUCGCGAAGGACGUCGCGACGUUCGUCGAGUGCUUGGCAGGCGAGGCGGGGGAGGAGGAGGAGGAGGAGAGUGAGGCCGCUAUCGAGAGAGCGCUGGCGACGUUUAGAGAGGUGACAGACCGAGACUUUGAGUUCCUGGGCUGCUGGAGAUGCGCCAGGAACUGCCCAAAGUUCUCUUCCACGCAGCAGCAGCAGCAGCAACAACAACAACAACAGGGCCAGAGGCGGAGCGUGUGGACGGCAGUUCAAGCCGAACGGACUGCCAGUAGCAGUAGAGCAGCUGCCGCUCCAACGGAGACUCAACAGCAGACUCGAGUUGCCACGACCAACCUACGUGCUGGCGCGACUGCUACUACUGGUGUUACCAUUGCUCCUACCACUGCAAGAGCCACGACCACCACCACCGCUGCAGUCCGAGAGGCCAGGGAGGUUGUCGCCUUAAGGCCGACCCCGUCGCUGGCGCCUUCGCUGUCAAUGGACUUGGUGCUGAUGCAGCAGCAGCAACAGCUGGCGAGUGAGUUGAAGCGCAAGAACGACCUGCAGGAGGACGAAAUGGCCAUGAGACUGUUUGGCGAGGAGCGGCAGUCAGAGGAGUCGAUAAGGUUCUUUACGUUGCUCAAGAGGAAGAAGCUGCUGCUGCUGGAGAGGGAGGUCGACGAACUGGAGCGGGCUCAGCAACGACGCAGAUUGAGCUAG
This is a messenger RNA of Phytophthora sojae, 867 nucleotides long. RefSeq lists its product as hypothetical. The transcript has a single exon. Lineage: Eukaryota; Oomycota; Peronosporomycetes; Peronosporales; Peronosporaceae. The record is from RefSeq and is a predicted model, not a curated record. The coding region runs from base 1 to 867 and encodes 288 amino acids.